This is a messenger RNA of Monoraphidium neglectum, 696 nucleotides long. RefSeq lists its product as hypothetical. Bases 1 to 696 code for a protein of 231 amino acids. NCBI's taxonomy places the organism in Eukaryota, Viridiplantae, Chlorophyta, Chlorophyceae, Sphaeropleales, Selenastraceae. The transcript has 5 exons. The record is from RefSeq and is a predicted model, not a curated record.
AUGUCAUGCUGUCCGCUCGCGCACCAUCGGGCCCAGCUGCAAGCGCGGCGCCGCGGCGGUGGCGCCGGCGGGGGAGACGGGGACUGGGCGGGCCUGCAGGGCGACGUGGACGCUUUGGUGGACUAUGUGGACAGCCUGGCAGCAAAGCGCGCACAGCACGCGUGGCACACGGAGCGGAACGGCCUGCUAGCCAAGCUGGGCGAGCUGGAGGCGCGAGCCGCCACCCAAGAGCGGGAGCUCUCGCAGCUGCGACACCUCUUGCCGGCCGCCGACGCAAACGCUGCCGCAGCCGGAGGCGGCGGCGGCGCGGCGCCGCAAUCGGCGGCUGCUGUGCUGGCUAGGGAGCUGGAGGUUCAACGGGCAGACGCGGCCGGGUGGCGGGGGCGCUGCCAGGCGGAGCAGCGGCUGCGGCUGCUGGCUGAGGGCGCUGUGGCCGACGUGUUGGGCGUGAUCGACGAGCUGUUGCUGCACUGCGACGGCAUCUCCGCCAAGCUCGCUGCGCUGGACGCGGCCUCCGGGGCGGCGGCCGCCAAGGGGCGCGCGUGGCAGCGGCGGCGGUCGGAGCCGGGGGGGCGCUCGCUGGUGUCUGAGGCCGCGCUGGUGCUGCUGCUCGUCGGCUGCGCGGUCGCGGUGGCGAUUGUGGUCACCCGGCAGGUGCCGCUGACGCGCCUAGCUGCGUCGCCGGCGUCGGGUUGA